Messenger RNA from Tribolium madens (black flour beetle), 1651 nucleotides. RefSeq lists its product as uncharacterized. The transcript has 6 exons. The record is from RefSeq and is a predicted model, not a curated record. Lineage: Eukaryota; Metazoa; Arthropoda; Insecta; Coleoptera; Tenebrionidae.
AAAAUGCUGAUUUUUAUUUCAUUUAUCUUAAAUCUAUUCGUCAUUUCAGUUUUUUGUGUACGGAGUUGUUACUUUUGUGCAGACACAACUGAAAAUUGUUUAAAAAACGACAAAGCAAUCAAUCCGCUGAAAAUGGAUUGUGAUAACUUUAUGAUAAAUAAAAAAAUGCAAUACUCAUUUUUCAAAGUACCUAAAAUCGACCGUUCCUACAUCAAGUACUUUUAUACGCCUGCGUUGUACGAGAAAAACGUGAAAACGCUGUGCUUGGAAAGUUACUAUUACUUUUCAGACAUGUUUUCUAAUAAUAAGACACAGCGUGAGUUUACACACUUUUAAUUAAUUUAACUUACAGUAAAUGGAACGUUUAAAAGUUGCAUGUUCAGACAACUUGCGGAUUACGAAAGUCCUUGUCAACAUUGGCAGAAUUGGGCGAUUACAGUUUUCGAACGAUUAAACCACAGUUUUGAGCUUUCGUAUUGUAGUUUAUGCAAAACGCGUGAUUGUAAUAUUUCAACGGCUCACUCCUAUAAUUUCCCACUUUAUUUCAGUAUAACAUUUGUUUUCAUUAACAUAUUUUUUUAUUAAAAACCUGAAAAGUUAAAAUAGUCUAGUCGCAAACCUCUCGGCAGUUAUAAUUUAACCACUAAAUAGCCAAAUCGUAAACUUAUUGUUUAAACAUUAGUGAAAAACAUUAAAGUUAGGGAAAUCACGAUUGUUAGAACUGGUUUAACCAUUUCUCCCCUGGAACCUUCAUUGCAUAAAUUACUGUCACAAGUGUCGGAAGGCAACCUUUUUCAACCGUUUUUGUGUCGUCUGUAACAGUUAAUAAAAAAGAAAGAAAUCCAGAGUUUUUGAAUUACGAAAAAUAACUUCAAUGGUGAAACAGUUCAUUUUGACAUGUUUUGAAAAAUCGUCUUUACAUUUAUGGACUUGGACCUCUGUGCAUUGGUCGAGACAGACAUAACAUUCUUCAACUGCAAGGGCUAAAAAACUAAGAAAUUGUUUUGGAGACAACAUUUGAAAAAAAAUUCGUACUUUGACAAUAAAUUGAAACUAAAAAAAUUGACACGAAGGCUACGUUUACCAUUUUACCACUAAAUAUAUUUACAAGUAAUGCUACUUUAUUACUAGGACUGUAAAAAACUGUAUUUUAUUAUUUUACAACAUCGAUAAUGAUAAUAAAUAAUAAUAAUAUUUGACGUUCACGUUAGUACGAAUUGUUGUCAUACUUUUUUAUUAAUUUUUUUUUGAACUUUCUAAGUUUCUUCGUAGAAAAUCGAUUUUGCAAAUAUUUGACAUUUCAUCCUAAUAAUUAAUAAUUCAGAUGUUUGGACGAGUGUAAACAGCACUCGUGGUACAUAGAAAAGUGUGAGAACAGGUAUGAGAAUUUGGAAACAAGAUGUGUGUCAAUACAGGGUGAUUCAGAGAUAUUAGUCCGAAAACAGUGUAUGAGUUUAGAUCAAGCAAAAAUUUUUUGUGAAAGAUUUAACGUUUACGAUGGAAUUAAUUGUUAUUUUUGUGAUAAAGAUCUUUGUAAUGGAGGGAAGAAUAUGAGGUUGGGAUCCGCCAUUUUGUUUAGUUUAUCUCUUGCAAUUUAUUUGUUUAUUAAUCUUUAAGCAAACUUUAUUAAAAAUAGAAUUAAGAAAACAUA